Racocetra persica is the source of this 122-nucleotide messenger RNA. Lineage: Eukaryota; Fungi; Glomeromycota; Glomeromycetes; Diversisporales; Gigasporaceae. The record is from the annotation of a GenBank genome assembly.
AUAAUGUAGAUCGAAUUAUUUGUGAUACAGAUCAUCCGGCUAUCAACAAUGAUGCAAAGUGGAAGCUAGAAACUUUGUUCAAAGAUAAUAUUCCUGAUCCAGAAUUUAUUUAUAACUUAUAA